UUGGUUGUCAUAGUAUAAGGCAUAACUUUCUGUUGUACCGAAAUUUGCCACAAAACGGAGAUAAAAUGACCCUCACAUCAAAGGCUUCACGUUUCAAAUCCAAGUUCAUCACUGCUGAGCUGGCUCGUCUGUUCAGCCAGUCAGACAGCGAGGAGGAGUUUGAAGGUUUCAGCGAGGAUGAGGAAGAAGAGGGCAGGCGAAAUUGUAACAAACGGAUGAAGACCAAGAUUGUGGAUUCAGAGGAGGACAGCGAUGUGGACACAGGCUUCUACUCUGAUGGCGAGAAAGUUUCCCCACCAAAGAGGAGGAGUCUUUUAGUAGCCUUGAGGUUUCCCAUGAAAAGACUGUCUACUCCAAAACAGAAAUCUCAAGGGGAAAAUGUAAAACAGCCUGUCAAAGAAACUCCAUCUUCAAAGAGAGCCAGAGGACGGCCGAGUAUGAAGCAGAGGCGGGACGAAGAGGAGGAGGAGGAGGAGGAGGCGGAGGAGCAGCAGCAGCAGCAGGAGGAGGACGACAAAGAGGAGGUCCUGUAUCAGAGUCUAAGGAAACGAGACAAGAACAUCCAGGAAAACAAGGCCAUGCUGGCUAAGCUGUUUGCUGAUCUGAGCACCAUGGCUGACCUGACUCUGCCCACCACCCCUCAAAAGAAGAAGAAGAAGCAAGUGCCAGAGAAAGCAAUGCCACGGAAACGCAAGUCUGAACCAGAGAUAGGGUCAGAAAGGAGGAACCCGUCUCGUAAGGCUCGUCCUCCUGAGAACUUUGCGGUGGAGGAAAAGAGCGAGCCGAUCGCCCACAGAACCCCCAGGUCUGUAGAUGUCAGGAGACUGAUGGAGGUGGAUGAGGAACAUGUCGGUGUAAGUCGAAAAAAGAGGAGUUCGAGGUCGAGCACGUAUGUGAGGUCAGUUGACGAAAUCACAGAAGAGGAACUGGACAACAUAGCAUACCGCAGCAAAGACAAGAUCUGGGACAAAGAGAACGGCAGCUCAUGUCACCAGUGCAGACAGAAGACUCUGGACACCAAGACAGUGUGUCGCAGUGGUUUCUGUGUGGGGGUCAAAGGUCAGUUCUGUGGGCUGUGCUUGAAGAACCGCUACGGAGAAGAUGUACGCACUGUGCUGCUCGACCCGACGUGGUCAUGCCCCAUCUGCCGAGGGAUGUGCAACUGCAGUGUGUGUCGUAAGAAGGAGGGCCGCUGUGCUACUGGCAUCCUCGUGGGAUUGGCCCGCUACAACGGCCAUGACAAUGUCCAUGAGUAUCUGGAGAGUAUUCAGAAGGAGGUGCAGGAAAGUCCAGAGUGUUGACCAGCGAGGAGAACCUGCUGUACAGCUGGUACCUGGAGGAGGUUCUGGUGCUGCACAGUACUGUUGAACUCAUUUUAAUGCACAUUUUUAGGUUUAGAUCAACCUAUUGGCUAACUAGAGAAACCUUUUAUAUCACCUUAAGAUAAGGCACAUACACUGUUAAUGUUUUAUAUAACCCUGAUUUAAGGCUGCAUAAGAUACAGGAUCGUUUUUGUUUUAAAGCCAGAACUCAGUUUUGCGUUGUAUAUUUUCUUUGGAAUAUUUGUACUCUUGAUGUUCACUAGAACAAAUGUAAGUGGUUAACUUCUGUGUCACAGAUGCCACCAUAGUCUUUUAUGCCAACAGCUUUUCAAAAAAAAUUAAUAAAGAAUGGCAUUAUCAAAUGAUCUGCCAUGUUUUUUUAAUGCA
Seriola dumerili (greater amberjack) is the source of this 1709-nucleotide messenger RNA. It is a transcript of the gene cdca7b, whose product is annotated as cell division cycle associated 7 like. Gene Ontology annotation, cellular component: nucleus. The transcript is spliced from 10 exons. The record is from RefSeq and is a predicted model, not a curated record. The coding region runs from base 66 to 1301 and encodes 411 amino acids. Gene Ontology annotation, biological process: regulation of DNA-templated transcription. Lineage: Eukaryota; Metazoa; Chordata; Actinopteri; Carangiformes; Carangidae.